AUGCGUCGGAGACAGACGUCGUCGUUUACGUCUGAAUCGUCUGUAUCGAGAACAAAAAGAUUGAUUUUAAAAUCAUCGAGCAAAGUUGUGGGGGGUGGAGGCAAUCGCAUCUCUCACGUGAUGAUGAUGGUCAAUUCUUCGUCUACGUUUUUUAUGAACAACCAAAAACGGCGACGAGGACGAGGAGGGCGAAGAAUGACGGAUGAAAGACUCGUGAUUAGUAAUAGCAGUGGUAGCGCGACGGCGGGCGGAAAUGAUGACGAGAACAAUGAUAAAAGUAGUAGUUGUUCCUUGAAAUUCAUCCAAGAAAUCAAAGAGAAAAUGGACGACCCGUUAGCCGAGUCCAACGCGACUGCUUUGGCGUUAGUCUUUUUAACCGUGUUAGCGGUGGUUGGAUACAUCUCCAGUGGGUUAGGGUCGUUAAACGCCACGAAUAACAUUCAAGUCGCGCUUCAGUUGGUCGUACAAGCGGUCGCAAAAACUGGGUUUACCGCCGCGUUUGCGUUGAUUUUUAUAUCGGAAUUGGGAGAUAAGACGUUUUUCAUCGCCGCGUUACUGGCGAUGAGAAUGGGACGAAUGCCGGUGGUUAUUGGAGCGACUUCGGCGUUAGGGUUGAUGUCAGUGAUUUCAGUGGUCAUUGGAAGAGUGUUUUCGGCGGUACCGGCGAGCUUUUCGAAUACAAUUCCCAUCGGCGAGUACAUCGCGGUGGCGAGUUUGUUGUUCUUUGGGUUGAAGUCAUUGAAGGACGCGAGCGACAUGCCAAAGAAGACGAACGCGGGCGGAGAUAACAACAACGGAAAUAUUAAAGUGGAUAAAGAUGGAGUGAUCAUUGAAGGCGCGUUGGCGGAAGCGGCCGAGGACGUGUGCAAAGCAGAAUCGAAGAUCAAAGAGUCGGACGGGAAAGGGACGACGAACAUUCAAAACAUCAUCGAAACGUUUUGCUUAAUUUUUGUCGCCGAGUGGGGGGAUAGAUCCAUGUUGGCGACGAUUGCUUUAGGCGCGGCGCAAAAUCCAGUCGGCGUGGCCGUAGGGGCAACGGCUGGACACUUAUUUGCGACGUUCAUUGCGGUCAUCGGCGGAAGUUUGAUUUCGAAGAAAAUUUCCGAACGCUUCGUCGCGUUUUGCGGCGGGUGGUUGUUUCUGCUUUUCGCUUUGUUCACCGCUAUCGGCGUCUUUUAA
Messenger RNA from Bathycoccus prasinos, 1179 nucleotides. RefSeq lists its product with no specific name. Gene Ontology annotation, biological process: manganese ion transmembrane transport; calcium ion transmembrane transport; Golgi calcium ion transport. The transcript has a single exon. Gene Ontology annotation, cellular component: chloroplast; Golgi apparatus. Gene Ontology annotation, molecular function: calcium ion transmembrane transporter activity; manganese ion transmembrane transporter activity. Lineage: Eukaryota; Viridiplantae; Chlorophyta; Mamiellophyceae; Mamiellales; Bathycoccaceae. Bases 1 to 1179 code for a protein of 392 amino acids. The record is from RefSeq and is a predicted model, not a curated record.